Messenger RNA from Brachypodium distachyon (stiff brome), 1272 nucleotides. Its product is annotated as probable carbohydrate esterase At4g34215. Lineage: Eukaryota; Viridiplantae; Streptophyta; Magnoliopsida; Poales; Poaceae. The coding region runs from base 57 to 959 and encodes 300 amino acids. The transcript is spliced from 2 exons. The record is from RefSeq and is a predicted model, not a curated record.
CGAAAAUAAAAAUAAAAACCCAAAUCCCCAUCUCCUCUUUUUUCUCUCGGCGGAAGAUGAAGCCGGCGCGGCGGCCGCUGCUGGGCGCGCUGGCGGCGGCGGCGCUGCUCUCCUUCCUCCUCAUCCUCGACCCACCCGGUGGUCUCCUCGUCCUCUUCCCGUCCUCCCUCGUCCGCUCCUCGCCCUACGCGCACCGCCCCAAGCUGCUCUUCCUCCUGGCCGGCCAGUCCAACAUGGCCGGCCGCGGCGCGCUCCCCGCCUCGCUCCCGCCGCCCUACGCCACGCACCCGCGCAUCCUCCGCCUCUCCGCCGCCCGCCGCUGGGUUGCCGCGUCACCGCCGCUCCACGCCGACAUCGACACCCACAAGACCUGCGGCCUCGGCCCCGCCAUGCCAUUCGCGCACCGCGUCCUCUCGUCCGUGUCGGCCGACUCCGCUCCCUCCUCCGUCUCGGACCCCGGCGCCGCCAGCGAUGACGAUCCCCUGGUGCUCGGGCUCGUGCCGUGCGCCGUCGGCGGCACCAGGAUCUGGAUGUGGGCCAGGGGCCAGCCGCUCUACGAGGCCGCCGUCGUCCGGACGCGCGCCGCCGUGGCGGACGGCGGCGGGACGCUGGGUGCCGUCCUGUGGUUCCAGGGGGAGAGCGACACCAUCGAGAUGGACGACGCCCGCUCCUACGGCGGCAAGAUGGAGCGGCUCGUCGCCGAUCUCAGGGCCGAUCUGGGCUUGCCCAAUCUGCUCGUCAUCCAGGUUGGUCUUGCAUCAGGGGAGGGGAAUUACACAGACAUCGUCAGGGAAGCACAGAAAAAUAUCAAUCUUCCUAAUGUCAUUCUUGUUGAUGCUAUGGGCCUGCCGCUGCGUGAUGAUCAGUUACACCUGUCCACAGAAGCUCAACUCCAGCUAGGUGACAUGUUGGCGCAAGCCUAUCUAGAAUUCAACUCAUCAAGAGAACGCAGACUAUAGCAGCGAUAACAACACUGGAUUUUCUGCAAGUGUACAUACCAUCAUUCUUUUAAAUAUGCCAUUGUAUAGUGUAGACCAAUGUACAAGGGGAGAUCUUCCCACGAACGCCCUCUGGCUUGCUAUACGACACAACAAUAAACAGGUUCUGGUAGAAAUUUAGCUCAAACUGUCAAGUGUUGUAAAUUUCGGAAAAGAGAAAUGCUUCUGCUUGUUGAAAUAUGGCUGAAUGACAUUUCAUUUGUGAAGGUAUUCUGACAGCAUACUUGUGAAGGUAUUCUGACAGCAUACUUUUCAAGUUUUAUCUUGUUUGUGA